GUCGGUGGAUUUCUUUAUUUCGUUAGUCUUUUUGGCUCACAAAAACCGCUUUUGAAGAAUAAAAACUAAGCUGGCCGCCCCCGCCCAUAUGACUUAAUUCUCCCUCGCUCUCUCUCUUUCCAAUCAAUUCAAAGAAAUGGACGGCGGCGGAGCACCCAGAAUCUCCUCCCGGCGGCGGAGCGACAAGCCCUACAAAGGCAUCCGUAUGCGCAAGUGGGGGAAGUGGGUCGCCGAGAUUAGAGAGCCCAACAAGAGAUCUCGAAUCUGGCUCGGCUCCUACUCCACCGCCGUCGCCGCCGCCCGCGCCUAUGACACCGCCGUCUUCUACCUCCGCGGCCCCACCGCCAAGCUCAACUUCCCCGACCAAAUCGCCGCCGGCAGCGCCCUCAACGACCUCUCCGCCGCCUCCAUAAGGAAGAAGGCGGCCGAGGUGGGCGCCCGUGUCGACGCCCUCCACUCCACCAAUCGCCUCUCCCCGAAACCCGCUUGGUUUCAGGAAGAGAUCGAUCUCAACAAGCAGCCCGAGCCCGAACCCGCCGAACCCGAAGACUCCAGCCUUGACUAUAGCUCAUAAUUGUUAAUUACUACAAAUAACGUUUUUACUUUUUUUUUUUUUUUUUUAAUUUUUAGUAGUAUUAGUAAUUUAGUGUUCCUCGUUGAGGGGUGUGGUGAAAAACAUGCACCUAGUAAUUCAGGCAGGGAUCUCUUUUAGAUUUAUUUUUGGAGAUUUUUGUAUAUUAUUACUAGUAGAUUUUGGUUUUGAUUUUUUUUUAUGUUGUUAUUUUUGCUAUAUUGAUAUGGUUGGAUGGAACAGUUUGGCGUUA
This is a messenger RNA of Salvia hispanica, 824 nucleotides long. NCBI's taxonomy places the organism in Eukaryota, Viridiplantae, Streptophyta, Magnoliopsida, Lamiales, Lamiaceae. The record is from RefSeq and is a predicted model, not a curated record.